AUGGUUUUGUGCCGUCAGUUGUCCGCACUCUUCCUCACCAUUAUUGACUUUGCCACCGGUGAGUCGUCACACAUCACAGUUCAUAAUGGUGCCGUCCGUUCGUUUCAGAAAUGAUCUACAGAUGCCGUCGCCGCUUCCGCCGCACCAGCAGCUCUGUGUCUUUUGUGAUGGAGGAGUUGCCGAGACCGUCGUCGAAUCCCGACCACUUCUUCGGUUUCAACGUCGACGCGGAGAUCGAGGAGAAUGAGGAGAACGAAUUCCGCUCCAAAAUGCUCAAAUUCAUUGAGAACAAGUAUAAUCUCCGGCUUGGCGAUAGAAUCGAGGACGAGUCGACCGUCUAGAAACUGUUCUCUUCUAGAAUCUUCCGUUGUUUCUGUCCAAAUUUUCUGCGAUAAUAUUCUGUCCUUUCCUUCCUUCUCACCCCAGUAUAACCAAACUCCACAACUUGAAAUGAACCGAUGAUCCAACAUUUUCUUUUUUCUUUCAAAACCGUUAAGAACGGGGAGCUCUUAUCACUGUUGUUUUUUCGCCUUAAUUAUCAUUCAUUCCAAUCCUUUCUUCCAGAGCAAACCGUCGAAUAAACUUGCAUUCCAUUUCAGCUCGAACAUUGGCACCACACAUCUUGACAUGCUCGAAAAAAUCUACGCGAUCGGGAAAGCCGUCGUCGAUUUCGGCAAACGCCUUGUUUGCGGUGAGUUGCACACCGUUUUGGGGCAGAACUUUCUGGCGCUCAUUCAUGUCACACUAAUGCCACUUUAAGUAGCCGUAUUAUCGAUUUUCCCGACUUCUGAUAAUGAUGACACUCAUAAACUUUUUUUUGACAAAAAAAAAAAUUUUAACAGCCAAAUUUGUGCCAGAUUAGCCACGAAAAACCGAUAAUUUCUCAUUUUUCUCUCGAUAGACCGAUUGUAUAGGGCUAUUACGAAUUUUUCAAGCGAAAGAGCGUCAAAUUUGGUAAAGUCGCAAAUCAAAUGUAUCCGUUUGAAGGUUUUUGGCUAAAACUGCGUGAAUUUCAGUUGCUUUUCGGUAGUUUUCGCGGUUCGAGCGCUCAAAAUGCUUGUAUUUACGUGAUUUAUCAUUCUCAAAACCAAUUCUGUCGGAAAACGGUCAAGAAAGCGCAAAAUGAGAAGGCGGCGAUCGGCGGCGAAGGCGAAAAAGCAAAGUCGGCGAAAAAAGCGCCAAAACGUCAUUAAUUCUGAGAAUUAGUGUGUUUUCAUAAUUAUGUCACUCAUAGACACAUAUCACGGGCGGUUAUCGUGCGAAACGAAAAAAUAAUACUUUUUAGGGGCGAGGGGCACACACGCAAUCGUUCCAAUUUCUCGUGAACAAAAGAGGGGCGCUACGCACGCGUGUUGGCGCGAAUUUUAAAUUUGAAAAACAAAGACUUUGUUACAGAUCCAAAGUCUUUUUCAAAAGUUGUUUUGUAUUCGGGCCAACUCUCCUGUGUAGCGUUGCUCUUUUUUGUACGAUUUUGUAGUAAGUCAAUUUUUUGCUCGACAAAUCUAUGUAUAUCAUCACUUCACCGCUCGUGCCCCCUGAGAAAAGCCCGCGAAGUUCAAAUGGGGCCCCGCCCCUUCACCGUUCAAUUCUUGCAAGUAGCGCGCGCAGUUUUCGCAACGCUGCCGCACGCAGUUUGCUCUUCAGUUCGACAGUGAAAAAACAAGUGAAAAAACUUUCGUUGUCGGUUUUUAGUGUGUAUUUUUUCCGAAAAGAUGAUGCAACAAGGCGACAGAAUAGGUUUUGAUAGCAAAAAAAUAAUUUUCUGCUUUAAUUUUCAAGAAUUCGGCGUUGAGAGAAAUGUGUGCGGCAGCGUUGCGAAAACUGCGCGCGCUACUUGCAAGAAUUGAACGGUGAAGGGGCGGGGCCCCUUAAUUUGAUUCCAAAAAGGAAGCACUUGAACGUUGAAAAACACAAUUUUUUCACAAAAUUUCUAUUCAAAUUUAAUAUUAGUUUAUUAUUUGUGAAAAAAUUAAGAUUCAAAAAAUACUUAUUGCGCGUAGUAUCUGGUGCCAAGUACGCAAAAUAUCUAGAACGGUGUUUGCACAGGGGCGACACGCAGCCAAUGGGCGUACGCCGGCGUAAAUGCGGCAAACGAAAAUUUUGAAUCGGUGCGUAGCGCCCUUCGAAAAUAAAUUCAAAUUUUUAUGGCGGGAGUUCUGAAUGAACACACGUGCGCACGAGCGGUGAAGUGAUGAUAGCUGUUGUCCGUAAAUUACCGAGAAUGUCUCCUUAAGGCCCUAAUAAGUCCAUUGUAAGGUUGUCAACAGAGAGACACACAACCUAUCAGAAGAGGAAAAGAUAACACACACACACACACACAUUGAAAAGAAUGUUGGCAAAGCAUCAGCAAUAUAUUUCCUAUAUUCUUUAAUUCUCAAACUCUGUUAUAUUAUUCUGUUGCUCAAGUGUGGAAGAUGAACAAUGGUUCUCCUUAAGAAUACCGCUACACUGCGUGGUAAUUCGGUCGCUCUGGAAAAGUAUAGAAGAGUGUGGCAAUAGGUCGGAAAAUUCGAUCUUUCGUCACACUUUAGACUAUAGUCUUCCUUCGAUCUCAUAAAAUAAAUGGAAACUUUUCAGGACUCGCCACAAUUAAUGACAUUGAAAUUACGGAAGACGCGCGUUUUCAAACACUCAACGAACGAGGUGUGUCUGCGCCGAUUCCGAUUCCGAAGGUGAACAACUAUUCGGAAUUAGAUGUGCUCAGCGACGACUCCGGCUUCAACUCGUCGUCCUCUUCCCUCUACUCGGAGCCCAUUUCCGUACCGCAACGCUUCGCAGCUCCCGUGGAGAGCGACUUCGGAUGGCAGGCCUUCCACGAUCCACGUGUCUGCCCGGGAUGCCGUGCUGGCCGUAAAAUCGCCCGGGUUUUCGAGCGCGGUCCGAUGUUCGAUGUAUUCUAA
This is a messenger RNA of Caenorhabditis sp. 36 PRJEB53466, 2900 nucleotides long. NCBI's taxonomy places the organism in Eukaryota, Metazoa, Nematoda, Chromadorea, Rhabditida, Rhabditidae. The record is from the annotation of a GenBank genome assembly.